This is a messenger RNA of Brassica napus (rape), 495 nucleotides long. RefSeq names its product glutathione S-transferase T3-like. Bases 1 to 495 code for a protein of 164 amino acids. The transcript has a single exon. The record is from RefSeq and is a predicted model, not a curated record. NCBI's taxonomy places the organism in Eukaryota, Viridiplantae, Streptophyta, Magnoliopsida, Brassicales, Brassicaceae.
AUGGAUUUUAAUCCAUUUUGCGAGUCUGCAAAUUUUGUUGACCUACUAAACAGUCAACAAAAUGUGGUCUUUGGAAACGUGACAGACAGUGUUUCACUCUCUUCCUCCCAAUCUCCCUUCUUUGCCAGUCAAGGCCCCGAAGCUUCAAACUUUGCUGCUCAAGGCAGUCGUAAAGAAAGAAGAGCCUGGACGCCUACUGACGAUGUUGUUCUCAUCAGCUCGUGGUUAAACACGAGCAAAGAUACCGUAGUAGGGACUGAGCAAAGGUCGCUUGGAUUCUGGAAAAGAAUUGCGGCGUACUAUAAUGCCAGUCCUAAGCUUGAUGGGUCUGAAAAGAGAGAGGCAGCUGACUGCAAAAAUCGUUGGCAGAAGAACAAUGACAUCGUUUGCAAGUUUUGUGGAGCUUAUGAGGCUGCGAGCAGGGAGAAAACCAGUGGACAAAAUGAGAAUGAUGUUCUCAAAUUAGCCCACGAAAUCUUCUUUCACCAACCAUAA